Molecule: messenger RNA, 498 nt
Organism: Grosmannia clavigera kw1407
Lineage: Eukaryota; Fungi; Ascomycota; Sordariomycetes; Ophiostomatales; Ophiostomataceae
Product: 40S ribosomal protein s10b
Exons: 4
Coding region: 1-498 (165 amino acids)
Cellular component (GO): cytosolic small ribosomal subunit
Molecular function (GO): RNA binding; structural constituent of ribosome
Source: RefSeq, a predicted model, not a curated record
AUGUUGAUUCCGAAGGCCGACCGCAAGAAGAUCCACGAGUCCCUCUUCCGUGAGGGUGUCCUCGUGGCUCCGAAAAACUACGAGAUCCCUCACCCGGAGAUCGACACCAAGAACCUGUUCGUGAUCAAGGCUUGCCAGUCCCUCACCUCGAAGGGCUUCGUCAAGACCCAGUUCUCGUGGCAGUGGUACUACUACACCCUGACUCCUGAGGGUCUCGACUACCUCCGGGAGUGGCUCCAUCUGCCGGCCGAGAUCGUCCCCUCCACCCACAUCAAGCAGCAGAGAUCGCAUGCCCCCCCUCGUGGCAUGAUGGGCGGCGAGGAGCGCGAGCGGCGGCCGUUUGGCGGCCGUGGCCGUGGUGGUGAGCGGGGAGACCGCGAGGGUGGUUACCGGAGACGGGAUGCUGGCGAGGGCAAGGAGGGCGGUGCCCCUGGCGAGUUUGCUCCUCAGUUCCGUGGCGGUUUCGGCCGUGGCCGCGGUGCUGCCCCCCCGUCUUAA